Molecule: messenger RNA, 774 nt
Organism: Erythranthe guttata (spotted monkey flower)
Lineage: Eukaryota; Viridiplantae; Streptophyta; Magnoliopsida; Lamiales; Phrymaceae
Product: 14 kDa proline-rich protein DC2.15
Source: RefSeq, a predicted model, not a curated record
AAACAUACUUCAAAUCCAGCCUUGCUUCACAUGUUUGCUGGCUUAUUAUCCAACAUUUCUCAAUACCUUCACCCUAUAAAAAAACACACAUACCCUAGACCACUAAUCACCAAUUCACAUUACACUAAUCCAAAUACUUAAGCUUACAUUAGUGAAAACUAAUCUUUCGAUCAAAAUGGAUCCACGAAAAUCCUCAUCGGCCAUUCUCUUCCUUCUCGUUAACCUCGUAUUUUUCGUUCUCGUAAGUGGUUGCAAGGACCCACCGUCCAUUCCGAAACCCUACCCUAACCCUAACCCUACUCCAGUUAAGGGAAGUUGCCCUAGAGAUGCCCUAAAACUCGGCAUAUGCACUAAGAUACUCAACGGGAGUAUCGGUACGAUAAUCGGGAACCCACCGGAUAUUCCUUGUUGCUCUAUAUUGGGUGGAUUGUUGGAUCUUGAAGCAGCUAUUUGCCUUUGCACUGCGUUGAAAGCGAAUAUUCUUGGCAUCAAUAUCAAUAUUCCUAUUGCGUUGAGUCUUCUAAUCAACACUUGCGGGAAGGAACUUCCCAAGGAUUUUAUCUGUGCUUAACUAGGGUUUUCUUGUAUUUGUGUCUUGGUGAUUUUUCAAUAUUUUAGUCCUCGUGUUUGAUGUUUUUUUUUUUUUUUUCUUCGAGUUCGCUUAGUUGUUAUGUUACGUUUGUGACGAUUAUUUUCCUUGUAAUUGUAGUUUUCUUGUGCCACUUGUGGUUUUGUGAUUUUUAGAAUGAUGUUAAAAAAUUAAUGGCUUGUUUU